UCUCCAGGAAGCUUUGUAGGAGCUGGCGGACUAGGGAAUGGCGGCUCAGGAGGAGCGUUUGGACCUUCGCCAGGAAGCUUUGGAGGAGCUGGCGGACUAGGGAAUAGCGGCUCAGGAGGGGCAUCUGGAUCUUCGCCAGGAAGCUUUGGAGGAGCUGGCGGCCUAGGCAAUCGCGGCUCAGGUGGAGCGUUUGGACCUUCGCCAGGAAGCUUUGGAGGAGCUGGCGGACUAGGGAAUGGCGGCUCAGGAGGAGCAUCUGGAUCUUCGCCAGGAAGCUUUGGAGGAGCUGGCGGCCUAGGCAAUCGCCGCUCAGGAGGAGCGUUCGGACCUUCGCCAGGAAGUUUUGGAGGAGCUGGCGGACUAGGGCAUGGUGGCUCAGGAGGAACAUCUGCAUCUUCGCCAGGAAGCUUUGGAGGAGCUGACAUAGGCACUGCUGGAAUAUUUCCGGAAGGUUUUGCCGGAUCAUUUAAGGAAGGAGGUGCUGGGUCCUCCGCAGCAAGUGCCAGUGGUAACGGUGGUGGAGCCGGCAUGAGUGGUGCUGGAGCAGUUGGAGGGUGGGGAGGUCGUGCUGGCAGACUAGUCACUGGUCCGUCAGGUGGAGUGUCUGGAUCUUUGCCAGGAAUCUUUGCAUGAGAGGACACAGACCCUGCUGGUGCAUUUACGAGAGGCUUUCGGUUACCUGACGGAGACUAUUCGAGCACAUUGAAGAAGUAAUCUGGUAAGAAGCCUUCGUGGAGCGAACGAGGGACCGGGCGGACUACUUUCAGAAAUUGCGGGAAGAGCUAACGUGGGACCGGCUGGAGCAUUUUCAGUAUUAGUAGGUGACAGACUUCCUAAUACAAUGCCUUCCAUUGAGCCGAGGAAUGCUCGCUGAGAGGGCGCAUGCGAUGCCGCGUUCUCACAUCUU
This is a messenger RNA of Rhipicephalus sanguineus (brown dog tick), 907 nucleotides long. RefSeq names its product PE-PGRS family protein PE_PGRS33-like. NCBI's taxonomy places the organism in Eukaryota, Metazoa, Arthropoda, Arachnida, Ixodida, Ixodidae. The record is from RefSeq and is a predicted model, not a curated record. The annotation marks the transcript as partial. The transcript has a single exon.